AUGAUAAAAAGCGAGAAAGAAGGCAAACGUAAAGAAGUCUUUAUGGAGAGUGCGGACUGGCGUCAAGUAUACACACAAAUGGCCACAAAAACCAUUAGUAUUCAACCGAUUGUCACAUUAGCCGAACCAGAUUUGGCGGCAAAUAUUGGUAACAAUAAGUUGGAAGAACUUCUUAUGAAUGAAUCCGAGGAUAUGUGGAAAACCGCGAGAACUAAACUAAUGGAUCACAUCAUUGAAAGAAUCGAUAAGAAAACCAAAGAAUGGUUUGUUGUCUAUGAUGUGAAUAACGAGAAUAAUGUUUUGCAUAAAAAUAAACUUCAAUUUGAGUCUCGUUUUGAAAGUGGAAACCUGCGAAAGGUUUUACAAAACGAUUUCAUGUCCAAUGAAUACACCCUUCUAUUGAACACAGAUAUUAAUACGAGUUCUCACGUCCAGUGGUUUUAUUUCAAAGUCUCAAAUAUGAAGCCAGAGGUUGAAUAUGUGUUUCAUAUAAUUAAUUGCGAAAAGCAAAACAGUCUCUACAAUGAGGGUCAGAGACCUGUUAUGUUCUCCACUAAAGAAUCUCUUGUCUGCGAUAAACCAUUUUGGAAAAGAGUGGGCCAUUCGAUAGCAUACUAUAGAAACCAUUAUCUCACUGACGACUCAAUCGAAAAACAAACUCUUUGCACUUCGUUGGCUGGCAAUGAAGUACCGGUGCUCACUAUAACCAGUUGUAAAUCACCUGAUAAUGAAACUGGUCGUCAAUAUAUAGUAUUGAUGGGUCGGGUACACCCUUCUGAGACCAACUCUUCGUGGAUACUGAAGGGUUGUAUCGAUUUCUUAUUGAGUGAUAAGAUGUCUGCAAAGAAGUUACUCGAGAGUUAUGUCUUCAAAAUAAUUCCGAUGUCUAAUCCGGACGGAGUUAUCAAUGGAAACUCGCGGACGGGCGCACAGGGAGAAGAUCUGAAUCGACAGUGGCGUCGACCGAACCCUCUCUUGCAUCCGACAGUCUAUCACAUGAAAGCGUUGAUUAAAUAUUUGAGUCAUAUAUCAAACGACACAAAUCCAGUCGUUUUAGUCGAUUUUCACGGACACUCCCGACGCAAGAAUAUCUUUGUUUACGGCUGUUGUCCGUCGAUGUCAUGGAAGAGAAGUGAUCGAAACAAAGCCGAAGAUAACAGUCACUUAGCCCUACCGUUACUAUUAAACCUAACGGCGCCGGCAUUUAGUCUGAACUACUGUUCCUAUAAUAUAGAAGAGAGUAGAGAACGAACGGCGAGAAUAACCCUUUGGAGGGAAUUGGGUUUGAAAGCGAGUUAUACUCUCGAGUGCUCUCAAGCGGGUUGUGAUCAGGGAUUGUAUGACGGCUUUCAUCUGGGAAUCAAUGAGUUGACAGAAAUGGGACAUAAAUUCUGUGCUGCACUCAAUAGAUUGCAAUUCAUUUACGACCCAAACAAUUCUCGUCCCAUUCCUGCCGUUCCCUUUGAGUUGUUACUGGAAUCACAAGAUCUAUUAACAAACGUAAGUGAAGCCAAUUCUGAAGACACCGAUUCUUUGCACCCAUUUUGA
Molecule: messenger RNA, 1548 nt
Organism: Oppiella nova
Lineage: Eukaryota; Metazoa; Arthropoda; Arachnida; Sarcoptiformes; Oppiidae
Source: the annotation of a GenBank genome assembly